Saccostrea echinata is the source of this 2835-nucleotide messenger RNA. RefSeq names its product RBPJ-interacting and tubulin-associated protein 1-like. The transcript has 2 exons. The record is from RefSeq and is a predicted model, not a curated record. Bases 30 to 794 code for a protein of 254 amino acids. Gene Ontology annotation, cellular component: cytoplasm; nucleus. Gene Ontology annotation, molecular function: tubulin binding. NCBI's taxonomy places the organism in Eukaryota, Metazoa, Mollusca, Bivalvia, Ostreida, Ostreidae. Gene Ontology annotation, biological process: nuclear export; Notch signaling pathway; negative regulation of Notch signaling pathway.
GGAUUACACUUGUACUUCGGUAUGACAUAAUGGCGGGAAGAAGCAGCGAGCGUUUGUCUUGGUUGACAAGUGACAAAGACAACGAUAAAGCCCCGGUUGGCAAUGUUAGAGCUAGUAUUUAUGAGAAAUUCAAAUUAUGGGGAUUACUUAGUGAAACAGAGGCUGAAAAGGCGGAAAGAUACUACACAAGGAAGAUGGCAGACACUUUUGUCAUCACUGGAACUCGGCCUCCUUCCUCCUCAGGAAGUCGACCUCGCAGUGGCUACCGCAAAGUGAGCAACACAGCAGAAGUGGACGAGACUCUCUUUAGAUCUCACAAUUUUACACAAGUACAUGACAGUCAAAGCAGUAAAUUCCCAUUCCAAACAAAAACUCCAAAGGAGAAGAAGAGAGGCCCACCUUUGCUCUGGGCUCCAAGCCCAACAGAGCAAAAACCUAGUAAUUACCAUAAUUUUAAACCUCGUGUCAAUCACUCAAGUGAGUCACAGAGGUAUAGAUUUCACAACCACAAACCUACUUUUGUUGAUGAAACUCUCUUUGGACAUAAACUGGAAGAGCCAUCAUUUGAAGCCCCAUGGGCAGAAAAGAAAAAGAAGCCUCCCGUACUAAACUGGGCACCUCAAGACUUCUCUUCAUCAAGGCAAAUGACUCAAGCUAAUGCCAACUCUGUGAAUGAACCAUUUUCUUUGGAUGGAAGGCCACCUUCAAGACAGGGGAGGCGACCUGCUAGCACCAGAAACAGACCUUGCACAGUGGAAAGUGUAGCAAGUUCACGGUCCUAUUGGAAGCCAUGAAUUCUAUAUACUGGAUAACUCUGUUGCUCACCUGAAUCGAUUGCUUAGUCAGUAUUUUUUCUGAUCCUGGUACAGUGUAUGUCCAGAGUUUAUUUGAUUUGUGAUUCCAUACUUCAAUCCUUUUUAACCAUUAUUAUUUUUAAUAUUUAUGUCCCUUUUUAGAGGCUGAUGUUUAAAAUGGAUAUGUUUAUAUAAGAAAAUUAUUCAAAAUCUUCUUGCACAAGAAAUGGUUUGUGUGAUAUAAUUGAUUCAAUAUCAUAUAUGAAAAUUAAUUUUUUUUGAUCCAGGGUGCCAUUUACAUGUAUUUUGAGUUAUCAUAAUCUAAAUACAUGGUGUGUAUACUUGUAUGGAAAUUUUUAUAAUACUUUUCCCUAAAUGUAGCAAAAUUAUGUUGCCUCAAAAUGCAUCUUGAAUAUGAAUUCCACAUAAUUGACACUUAAUUGUUUCUGCAAGGUAUGAUUAAAAAAAUAAGAUCAGGAUGGGGCUGCUUGCAGUAUAGGAUCCCCUGUUUUACUUAGAAUAUAUCUCAUAAGUUGUUAACCGGCUAACAUUAAAUUGUAGGAAAGUAUGUGUAUAUGUAACGGAACAUUGUGCUAGUUAUAUGACUUUGAGAUAAGCGUUGAAAAAUAAUAGCUUGGGGCAAAGAUCUCAUUUUUUCCCUUUAUAUAUUAUGGCAAUGCAAUUCAUAGACUAUUUUUUUUACAGCCUCAGUUGGAUUGCUGUAAAUGAACAUCAAAUUUAGAAGUCAUAAUCUUCUUUAUCAACUGAUUAGCCCAAUUAUGAAGUAAACGCACUUUAGUCUUACAAACAACACGUAUUAAUUUUAAUCAUUUAUUAUAUAGCAUGUACUUAAUUGGCAGACAAAAAAGCUAAAAGCGCUAAAACAGGACCAUCGCCAAAAUUAUUUUGUUAACUGUUUCAUUUUUAUUUUAUAUAUAUAUUUUACUGACUAGGUUCUCCUGCGUUUUUUUUUUUUAAAUUUUUUUUUAUUUUUAGAGAUUCCAAAAAGGAAAACAAAAUUGUAUUGCUUCUCGCUGCUUCAUGAUGUCCUGCAAUGUCAACUUGUUUAGUCUUUUUUCAACAAAGACUACCUGUCAUCUGAAAUUGAUUUUUUUUUUUCAAAGAAGCAAUAUAUUGUAUCACAAUUUGGCAUUUUUAUAAAAAAUGAUGUAACGAUACUAAAUUUAUCAUUAAAUUUUAUUUUGUUUUAGGGCCAGUUAUAAAAGAUAUGGCCAUAGACUUGUAUUGUUUUGACUGUGCUUCGUGGCCCAAUUUUUUGCAGUGAUAAAUUUAAGAUAAUUUUGAUAUAUAUCAUGACAUAUUUGAAUUUCUUUAUUCAGAUUAUUUGGAUUUAUUCUUACGUCUACCAAAUUUGGUUACAAUUGACGUUAAAUACCGGUAAAAAAUAAAAUAUAUGAUAAAAGCCUACGUAUUUUUGAAUGAACCAUAUACAUGUAUAUUGUUUUUUAAAGAAAAUCUCAAGAAAGGGGCUCAUUAAAUACUUUUAGGUGAAAUCUAUUAAUUUAUUUUAUUUGGUGGAUUAAGUGUGCAUGUGUUUAAAGAUUUUAAAAUGUGUACAUAAAUGUAUAAUUUUAUCAAUCUGUGCGAAAGAAUACCAAGUUAAUUUUCAUGUAGAAAUAUAUAAUUCUGCCUCUGAAAAGACUUUUAAAAAAUUGUACAUUUACUUUGUAUAUUAUAGGUUUAGUCUAAAGUUUUUACAUACUGUAUUUGUGCUGCCAUUGAAAACUUAUCAACACUAAGGUAAUUUCACUUUGUUCAUCAUUCUAAAGGACAAUUCUGGAAACUAGAGAGCCCCGAAAGCUUACACAUGAUGCAGCAAUCUCAUGUGUAUACAUGUAUUACGUCUUUAACUCAGAUGUGUUAAACCAACUUCUUUGAUGUAAAAAAAAGUUGUCACAGGUAUUGGGGUUUUCUAAGUUUUGUUAUUUUGAUUGUUGUUAUAGGUUGGUGAAAUGAAAAUAUCUGUAUUGUAAAAGUAUGUGUAUUUUGAUGAUAAUAAAAUUUUAGUUUCCAAUUUGAA